Colletotrichum graminicola M1.001 is the source of this 1026-nucleotide messenger RNA. Its product is annotated as TAM domain methyltransferase. Gene Ontology annotation, molecular function: methyltransferase activity. The record is from RefSeq and is a predicted model, not a curated record. Bases 1 to 1026 code for a protein of 341 amino acids. Lineage: Eukaryota; Fungi; Ascomycota; Sordariomycetes; Glomerellales; Glomerellaceae. The transcript is spliced from 8 exons.
AUGUCGGCUAUGUCUUCCGGGUGUAACGCCAACGUUGACCAUUUGGGCUCGCAGGUCGCCAACAUCAGUACCGAUUCGCCUACGCCAAGCGUCGUGACCUUCGAGGAGGAAAAUGGCAGGACUUACCAUUCCAUGAGCUCCGGGAAGUACCCAUUUCCCAACGACAUUAUUGAACAGGAGCGCCUCGCGCUUCAGCAUCAGAUCUGGGACGUCACCCUGAAUCACAAGCUCUGCCUGUGCCCGAAGAACUAUGGCAGGGCCAAGAACGUGCUCGACGCUGGCACCGGCACCGGACUCUGGGCGAUUGACUAUGCCGACGCACACCCCGAAGCCAAGGUUGUCACCGGCGUUGACCUGAGCAGCAUACAGCCGAAAUGGAUACCCCCAAACCUGAGCUGGGAAAUGGACGAUCUCGAGAUGGAAUGGACGUGGCCCCAGCGAUUCGAUUUCAUCUUUGCUCGAAUGUUAGUCGGGAGUCUCUGCGACUAUCAAGACUUCGUGAACAAGGCCUUCGAUAACCUCGAACCGGGCGGCUAUCUUGAGAUGCAAGACAUUUGUCUACCCUACCGCUGCGACGAUGGCACUUUGACUAAUGACAACCCGAUCAAAAGACUGUCCGACGUUUUCACUACGGCAGGCAAGGUGUCGGGACGCCGCAUGGAUCUGGCCUGGACCUACGCUACCCUCAUGCGCAAUGCUGGCUUCGUCGACGUGGUGGAGACGCAGUACAAAUGGCCCAUCAACGGCUGGCCUCGCGAUCCCCAUUAUAAGACCCUAGGGGUUCUGACGCAGCACAAUCUGGACCACGGUUUGGAGGGGCUAACGCUCGGUUUGACUACGAGAAACCUGGGGUGGACCAGACAGGAGACGCUCCUGUUCUGCUCCGAAGUGAGGAAGGCGCUGAAAAGCCACAGUGCCCAUGCUUACGCUCCCAUACACGUCAUUUAUGGGAGGAAGCCGGAAGAGACGGCCCAAGACGACCAAGAUGGCCAAGUCCAUGUCGGCAUGCCACCAGAUAUCCAUUAG